GUCUGGACGUCAUCGUGUCGCCGUGAUGUCCGUGAACGCAUCAAACUAACCUGAAGUUUCAGAGAAACUCCGCAGAGGAUGAUUUGGGUCUGCGGCAGCAUUUAUUUAACUCUUCCUGCUGUUAGAUCCAGCAGACUCAAUCCGCCUGUGCGGGACCUGUGUGCGUGUGACUGCGUUUUCGUGAGGCCCGCAGGUCCCGCAGAGACGUGAAGCUCACAGGGAGGACCGAUCGCAGGUUUGGCUGCGUGACGGGCUGGAGGGGGUGGGGGGCGUGUCCCAGUCGGUACAGCAGCCUCCCCGGCCCCGCGCCGCGCGGCACAGCAGUCUGUCCUCCAGCAAGGACGCACUCCUCCUCCUCUUCUGCGGAGCAGCGCGGAGUCUCUCGUCCCGCAGCAGCCCGCGGAGCGCCGGAUGGCGCCAUCCCCGUGCGCGCGCGCUGUGUGAGCACCGGAGGACGCGCGCGCUCCUGUCCGGACUGAAGUCAGGAGAAAAAGUCUUGAUUUUUUUAUCCAGAAAACUUUGUUCGGGAUGGAGCCGGAGGAGGGCAAGAUCUCGGUGUGGGUCUGCCGGGAGGAGAAGCUGGUCUCCGGGCUGACGAAGCGGACCACCUGCGCCGAUGUGGUCCGGGUUCUGCUGGAGGACCAGAACCUGCAGCAGGGCGGCUCGGCGGCGAUGCUCGGCGGCUCCCCGCAGUCCUACUGCGUGGUGGAGAAGUGGAGGGGCUUCGAGAGGAUCUUACCCAACAAGACGAAGAUCCUCCGGCUGUGGAGCGCGUGGGGGGACGAGCAGGGGAACGUGCGCUUCGUCCUGGUCAAGAACGACGCCUCGCUGCCCAACAACGGCCCCCGCAGCGCCGAGGCGCGCGUGGUGCAGAGCCGGGAGAGCGGCGGGCCGGGCGGGCUGCUGAAGGGCACCGCCAGGACCUGCUGGAGCGCCGCGGCCGCCGCCGCCAACCUGUCCCAGGAGAAGCAGCGGCGCAUCGUCAGGAAGGCCUUCAGGAAGCUGGACAAGAUGAACAGGAAGAAGGAGCAGCCCGCGUCCAAGGAGAAGGGCUCCGUGGAGAAGAUGGAGACACUGGUCCACCUGGUGAUCUCGCAGGAUCACACGAUCCGCCAGCAGAUCCAGAGGAUCAAGGAGCUGGACCGGGAGAUCGAGCGCUACGAGGCCAAAGUGCACUUUGACCGCAUCAAGACGCACGGGGUCAACUACGUGCAGGACACCUACAUGGUGGACUCGUCCGCGGACGCUCCUGCCGCCAAAGCGGAGCGCCAGGACGCGCGCGGCGCGGCGGAGGCGCUGGCGCAGUUUGAGGAGUACGCGCGCCGCUGCGAGGAGGUGGUGAGGCUGCAGGAGGAGCUGACGGAGCGGGAGGCUUUGGUGGAGAGCAUCACCGGGGAGAUUCAGGAGGAGCUCAACCGGAGGUGGAUGAAGCGGCGGCGGGCGGAGACGGGCGCGCAGGCGGCGCAGGACGCGGACAGCGUGGAGGAGGAGGAGGAGGAGGAGCUGUGCCGCGCCGCCGCUCCUGCAGCCGACACCGAGGAGGAGAACCUGUCCGAGAACGAGCUGGUCCUGGAGCAGGAGAGGAUCAAAACCCAACUGGACACCAGUCUGUACAUCGGCCUGAGGCUGAAGACAGACCUGGAUGCCAUCAGGGGGGACUUGGACCUGAGUAUGGCACUCUGGGAAACCAAAGAGAGCGAACUGUUGGACCUGCUGGCCAAAGUCGAAACCAUCGAACUGGAACAAGGGACCCAAACCCGGACGGAUGAAGGACAGGGGGGGCUGCCGGUGGGGAGCGCAGAGGCAGAGAAGAGCAGCGGAUGGGUGGAGCAGGCUCGAGGUUUGGCAAAGACCUGCAGCGCCAACGACGAGGACUCGGACACGGGCCUGAGCUCCAUGCACAGCCAGGACUCCGACAAUCCACCUGUGUGCGAGUCUCUGGUGUAGACGGACUUUUAUGCAACUCGUAGCCACAAACUCAGGGCAGAUCAAUCCGUGUGUGCAGUUCAGAGCAUGCUCCAAGCUCCAAACGCAUCCGCGUGCACUCCUACAGCAAUAAGUCAGAUGCUCUGCUGACGACCUUUGACCUCCACCAGGAGAGUCAGCAUAAAA
Molecule: messenger RNA, 2112 nt
Organism: Oryzias melastigma (Indian medaka)
Lineage: Eukaryota; Metazoa; Chordata; Actinopteri; Beloniformes; Adrianichthyidae
Gene: rassf10a
Product: Ras association domain family member 10a
Exons: 1
Coding region: 529-1947 (472 amino acids)
Biological process (GO): signal transduction
Source: RefSeq, a predicted model, not a curated record